This is a messenger RNA of Gryllus bimaculatus (two-spotted cricket), 2546 nucleotides long. The record is from the annotation of a GenBank genome assembly. Lineage: Eukaryota; Metazoa; Arthropoda; Insecta; Orthoptera; Gryllidae.
CCGAAGACGCGUCACCAGCGGCCGUUCGGGUGGGAGACGGGCGCGGGGUGCGCGCCGGCCGCCGCGCCGCCGCCGCCGCCCCGCGAGCUGCGCUUCGGCAGCCUGCCCACGCCCACCCCCGCGCACGACGCGCUGCCGCUGGCCGCGCGCCUGCCGCCGCCCUGGCUGCCGCCGCGCACCGUGCCCGGCGUGCUGGAGCGGCACCGCGGCGUGCGCAGGCACCCUUCGCAGGAGGACGGGUCGCCGGAGCUGCUGCCGCCGCCGCCGCCGCGCGUCGACUACGAGGGCGAGCGCGCGCGCGACGACGCCGACGACGAGGAGGACGAGCGCGCCAACUUCUCCGAGGACUCGCUGGAGGAGCUGCCGAUGCCGGCCACCAAGCGCAGCAGCAUCGCGUGGGAGGUGCCGCUGGACGACGACCCGCUGCUCACCCCGGGCAGCACCAAGGUGGUCGGCCGCCGGCGCCGCCGCUCCGGGGACCACUCCAGUACUGGUUCAAUCCACAGACUGCGAGAUGCAGAUGAUUGGCCAGACCCUCCAGUGAGUACUGAAGAUGAAGCUCCUUCUCCAUUCAGUGAUUCAUAUUAUGACUCCUCGGCAACAAAUGACCUUGAUGACUUCGUGCCCCCCAAACUUCCACCUCAGCAUGCUCCAAAUGGCACAUACAUUAUCCGCAAGGGUCGAAAAAAAGAAAGGAAACCAGUACCCGACAUGCUGUCCCCUCAAGAAAUAGUGCCACCAAAGUUUGGAGACUUGAAACGAUGCAGCUCAACGUUUGACAAUAUCAAGUCUUUAAUAAAGGAAGGUUUGUUAGAAGGUCUUGAUGACGCUCCUCCUGACUUUAAACCGCCCACACCUCCUGGGCUGGUGCGUGUUGUGUCCCUGCCCACUCUUCCCUCCAACGACAAUUCAUUUUCACAUCAUGACAACUCUCAUUAUCGUUCGAAAGCUGAUUCUCAUAGACUUCAACGUCCACAUGAAUUGGCAGUUACGAUGGAAGAAGAGGAAGAUCUUCAGUUUUGUUCAAAUCUCGAUAAUUUGUCCGAUGAAGCUGGUCUCAGUGCAGAACUUAGCUCUAAUGAUGAAGAAAAUAAAUUAAUUGAACAACUGGAAAGAGAGCACUUUCAGAACCUCCAGAACAAAGCAAAUGAAAUUAGACCUAGAGAAAAUGGUUCUCUAUCUAGAAAUGAAUCUCCUUUAAGUAAUAGGAAUUCAUUUGAGAAAGCAGCUUCACUGGAGAGCAGGGAUAUUGGUCAUAAAAGAAACAAGCAGAGAUCCCAUCAAAGGGAUAAACUCGUCAAUGGUUCUUUAACAAAGGAUCAUGAGCGUAACAAUCAUUCCUUCCACCACAAACGUGCAACAGAAGUGGAGACCAGUGAUCCGUGGACCACAGUGGCUGAGCUUAAUCAUGUGCAGCCUGUCCCGGUGGUUGAGGAUGAGGCAAAUGGAACACAAUCGAGUGCCUUGCCUGCAGACAACUUCAAGGUAACAGUGGAAGUCCUGCAGCACGAGUUUCCCCCACUACCUCCAUCGCCUGUGGAGGAAGAUGAGGAGGAAUACUCUGAAAUUGUGCACCCAAGUCCUGCCCAGACACCUCAGAGCAAGUCUGACACACUGCCUGAGCCAUUCUACCGAAGCCCUGAGCCUGGCAGUGACCCCAUUGGGACACGCUUCCUCAGCCGCCCCUGCCCCCCUGAGCCACCCCCGCACCAAGAGCCCAUGUCAAGCCUCAAGACACGAUCCAUGGACGCAGGCUUCAGCCGAGGGCACCGCAGCCACAGUUCCAACAACAGGAGAGAAAUUCCAUCGGAGAGACGAACUCUACCUCCAGAAAUACCUGGUCCUCCUCGACGUCGUACCUUUCAGAAACGGUCUGCUCAUUCUCCUCGAGAAGAAGGAAUGCAGACAUCCUGUUCCCUCCCAGAAACUCCAAUUUUUGCAAGAGGCUGUGAUAUACCCCGCACACCACACCGGCGUGCUCCUGAUGUCCCCAGUGGAGCUGCUCGCACUACUCCUCGUCCAAGUGGUCUUGUUACCACUGGUUACCGUCGCCCCGGUGCAGGCCAUGGUACCACUGCAGGCCUUGGCUCUGGUGGUCUGGGGCAAGCCCUAGUUGGUGCAGAGCUUCUAAGACUUGCAGGAGGACCAGGAAGAGGAUGGUACCCUCGGCACAGGCAGCAGCCACGCCCAGCAUCUGUUGAGAGACUGGAUCGCCUUGCACCUGGACACAGUCCAGGUCACAGCUUGCCCAGCCCAUGGGACACACGAGACUCAAGAAAGCCAUUGACACUGCCACCCAAUCUCUCCCCCAAGUUCUUCCAUCGGUCACCUCGAGAAGCCCUUCGCAGAGUGACCAGUCUUCUCAUCAGAAAAGAUACGAGAAUGUGGCGCUGAGGGGUCCGGCGAAGGCGGCGGGCGGCAGAAGCGCGGCUUCUUCAAGAGCUUCUGGAAGCGGUCGCGCCACUAUUCGCUGGAGCAGCCGCCGCCGGCGCCGCCGCAGUAGCCCGCAGCCCGGCUGCUGGAAGUAGGCGCGCGCGCGCCGCCGG